UUUUCCUUGUGUAUGCCCAAGUGUCCUUAGUUUGCCAUGUGGCGCCCGUCAGAGAGCGCUACGGGAUGGCUUGUCAUAGUGCUGACAGCCAUUGGUAUGGCACUCUCGAACCUGUUGAUGGUCUUUGCAGUGGAGUACUUGGUCCGCUUCAAGUUCCACACUGUGCAAGUGGCUAUGGACAAGUUUGGAGUGGCUGCCGGUAUUUUGGUUCUCAUGGCCCUGAUGUUUGUCUUUGCCCUGGUUCUCACUUCCCUUGUCCAUGGACUGGCGCCCGAAGCAGGUGGUUCUGGAUCAGCUGAGAAUAAGGCCUGGCUGAAUGGCUUCGACACUUCCAAGCUUUUCAGCCCCACAAUCCUUGCAGUGCGCUUCGUGGCAGUGAUUUUCUCCAACACCACGGGGUUCCCUUGUGGUCGCGAAGGGCCCACAGUCGCUCUAGGCGGUGGCAUGGCCUUCAUACUUUGCCGAUGUAUCAGUGCCAAACACAAGGAGGCCAGAGAGUAUUUGGACAUGCGUGCUGGAGCACCUGGUGCAGUGCGUAUGGGUUGUAUUGUAGGAGGAGCUUGUGGCAUGGCAAUGAUCUUUAAUGCCCCACUGGGGGGCAUCCUCUACAUGUUCGAAGAAGUCAGCUCUUCGUCUUGGCCCAUGGAGCUCACCUUCAAGUCUUUUGUGGGCUGUACGAUUUGUACCACCCUGUCCUAUUCGUUGCUGGCCGUGGUGCAUCGCGGGAUCCGGGAGUUCGUGAUCUUUGAAAUGUGGUACGGCCCUGCUGUUCAGGAUUACCGGGCAUGUGACAUCCUGCCUUUCAUCAUAUUGUCGGUGCUCUUGGGUUUCCUUGCCCCUCUUCACACGAUGCUGUGCUUGAAGGUGCAGGAGAUGAGAAAACAUUUGCAGAGCGAAACUGUGCUGCGCAGAUUCCAGCCUUGGGCAAAGAUGAUAGACACGGUGCUUUUCGCAAUCCUUUGCGCGGCGGCUGUGGGGCUUGCGAGUUUGUCAGGAGAAUGUCAUGAGAUCCCGGAGCAGAAGCUGCAGCAAGAUCUCAGCUAUGUCCAAUUCCAAUGUGAAGAGGGCUUCUUCAAUCCAGUAGCCUCCCUGUUGCUUACUACGCCCGACGGAGCGGUGAAGAUGCUCUUCAAUCGGGAUAAUUUUGAGUUUUUGGGUUUGGCCUCCGCGGUUUCGUUCUUGACAUACUUCACUUUGAACGUCCUCUUCACUGGAGUCCCUGUGCCUACGGGUAACUUUACGGGGGCGAUGCUGAUUGGUGGCAUGGCUGGGCGGCUGAUCGGCUGUGUGCUGGGUCAUUUGCUGCCACAGAUGGACUUCGCACCUCAAGGAAUUUAUUCCAUGAUUGGUGCCGCGGCCAUGCUGUCGGGCUUCAAGCAGAUGACCAUAGCUCCUGUGAUGUUCAUUGUCACUGCUGCCAAUAAUGUGGACAUUGCUGCCCCAUUGAUGAUGGCUGUCAGCAUCAGCCUCUUCAUCAGUCACAUGGUCGCUUGUCAAGACGCGUGGGAUGAGGAGCAGUUGAUCCGCAAGAAACUUCCUUAUUUGCCUCCGGAAUUUUGCAAAGAAUUGCGCCAUUUCUCUGCAUGUGACUUGAUGGAUGAGCUUCCAGCUGCAGCUUGUCAGCUGAAGCCCUUUGCUCUCACGUCUCAGAUUGAUGAAGCACUGAUGUGCUGCUCAGCACCCUGGUUCCCAAUGCUCGAUGGACCACGAUGUGUCUCCCUUUUGCCACGCUCUGGAUUGGAAAAGCAGCGGCGAAAACAUUUGGGAACAGAUUCGAUUCAUGUGGGCGCAGUUGCCCAAAGGACAGGGAUACAGAUCCUUGAGGGCACUUCAGCUGCUUCUUUGUACCCGCUUUUCGCUCAAGCCCAUCUGCAAGCCGCUUGCGUUGUGACUGCUGACGGUACCUUUGCUGGGAUUGUUUCCCGAGCUGGCUUGGCAGCAAAGGCAACUGAAGUUGAACUGGUCGCUGAGAAGGGAGACUGCGCUACAGACGACAGUGACGCUGAUUCUGAGUCAUCCGACAGGGACAUUGCAUAAGGCUGGGCAACUUCACUGGCUUCGAUCGAGAAGAUCCAUGUAUGGCGCGUCGAUGCAUAGAGUUUCCACAACGUCGCUUUGCUGUGAAAGACUCUUUGGAAGCUUUCGUAUCAAUCUUGAAACAUUGAGAUAGCACAUUGGAACAUCAAUCCUGGCCAUCAUGGACAGCCGCGAGUGAUCCGUGAUGUGUUCGCGGAGGAUGAAGUGAGCGAUUGCUUUCAGGUGCCGAAAUCGCAGGCAACUUAAGACCGAAGACUGCGAGUCUGCGGGAAAUGGCUGCCUAGCCACGGAUAUCUGGGCGUCCGUUUUGGGCUGCCCCGUGUUUGAAAGCGCUAUGCGUUUGGUUUGGGUUUACGCACGUUUUGCAAAAGAGGUUGUGGGCAAGGCAAAAAGUGUUGCUAGGACAGCGCAAGAAGAAGUUUGUGAUGAGGAUGAAACGAAUGAUAAUGUGAAUAGAAUAUGCUCGACUGCAAACCACGGGUGACAAGGAUACAAUGUACACAGAUUGUAUAUUCAAUUCAAUCGGAAGAAGACAUGUUUAGUCCGA
Molecule: messenger RNA, 2584 nt
Organism: Durusdinium trenchii
Lineage: Eukaryota; Dinophyceae; Suessiales; Symbiodiniaceae
Source: the annotation of a GenBank genome assembly